Closterium sp. NIES-67 is the source of this 8025-nucleotide messenger RNA. The record is from the annotation of a GenBank genome assembly. Lineage: Eukaryota; Viridiplantae; Streptophyta; Zygnematophyceae; Desmidiales; Closteriaceae.
GAAUCCCGGACAAGUUCAUUCAUGGCCGCUCUUUUGCUGCCAACCCUUCCCAGCAAUCCGCCAUAGCCGAUCAUGUACAUGGUGUAUGUCUGUAUGGAAUGUACACCAGCUGGUGGAACAGUACAGUAUGACACCGAGGCAUGUCAAGCAGUUUCAUCGUACGACACGACUUAGACGGUGCACUGCUUCUUGGGGAAAUCGCAGCGACCGUCCCUUGGCGAUUGGCUCGCGAAGUUGCACGAAGCGCACAGGUUCACAACGCUACGCAUAGCUAUCACGUCAGCUAAUGCCCAUGCGCCUUUCACGCUCGUAACAUCAGCCAUCGCACGGACGCCAGCCUCCGUGCUAUAGCAGACCGUCGUUCGCUUUCUCACUUCAAGGGCCCCUAGCGAUGGUGGCCUUCCGUUGAGAUAACCACUUCUUCUCCGGUUUGCCUCCAUGGCUCUCUGUUCCUGCGAGCGGCCCCUUCAUAACACUACUGGCCCUUCUGGGAUCCGCUCCCGUGCAGCUUCGAGGAAUUUGCGAGCUCGGCCUGACUCCUGGACUUGUUCGCGGCUAAUGAUCGGUGGACGUCAUACGCGUUAUACGCCAAAGAUUCACGGAUCCAAUCGAGAACCAGAGGGAUGUCAGAGACCAGGAAGAGCGCGGAGAUUAGAGAUUAGAAAGGGAGUAAGCUCUGGAGGGUUCUCUGGCCUCCGCAGACACAGGCUCGAGGAUUCGUCUGGAGCGUUUUCUGCUCCUUUAUUCGCGAGUGAGCCUGGUUACCCAUCUCGCCACGCGCUCCCCAGUUUCGCCACGCCAGCAGGCCGAGGGAGGCAGAGCAAACGAGCUCGUCUCACGGUUUCCGCUCUGCCUGCUGAUUUCUCCGCUGCUGAUGCUGCUGGGAGCAGCAGUGACACUUGGCACGCUGUGAUUGGAGGGCUUGAGGAUACCCUGGAACGGCUAGCAGAGGCCGGGGAUGUAGCAGCGGAUGUAGCAUUGGAUGUGGCACCGGAUUUGAUGGGGGGGUUGGUGGUGGGUGCUGCUCUGGCUCUGGCAGGAUUUGCAGCUGCUGCUGCUGAUCGUGGCGGUGGCUCCCUUGGUGCUACUGAUGCUGCUGGUGCUGGUGCUGGUGCUGGUGCUGGCUCUGCCUCUGGCUCUGCCGUUGGCUCUGCUGCUGGCUGUGGUGCUAGGAGAUCAAGUGGUUCGGAGCAAGAGGGGCUAUUUGGAACAGAAUUUGGAGGAAGGGUGGAGGCUGAUUUGGAAACAGAAACGAGUCACGGCUUGGGAGUGGAACGCAGUGGGGAGUUUUUCCUGCUGCCCGAGUUCGGGCCUGAGGGAAAUGUUUUCGGCCUACAGAAAUACUUUCUGGCUCGAUGUCCGUCUCUCCCCCCUCCUGCUGCACCGAGCGUGCUCUUGCGAGGGCCGCCUGAUCGUACUCCUGGUAGAGCUGAUGGGGUCGAAAAGACUACGGUGGGAGGAUUCGGACAGCAGACGGCACUGGUGGAGGCAGAGGAGUCACAGCAAGUACCGGCACCAGAGGAGGAUCCGGGUGCAGCAGGUAAAGGAGUGACCAGUGGGCGGGAGAUCCUUGGGCGGCAGGUGGAUGGCGCAGCAAGGCAGAGACCCCUUCUGGGGCGGCAGCAGCUGGACGGUUCUGCAACCCAGAGGCGGUUAUUUGGGCGGCACUGCAUCUCCACUCCUGACGGGGGGACUUUGUCCCUUGAUUUUCUCAAGGACUCGCCCUUGGGAUUGCCGCCACCCUUGGGAUUGCCGCCACCUUUGGGAUUGUCGGGAAAAGAUACCCUUAGAACCUGCACUGUAGAUGCGGGAGCUGUCGAAGGGAGUGUACAUGUGAGUGAAGACAGUGCGGUGUACAAAGGUGAAGAUGGUCCAAUGAGGACGGUUGCAGUAGGACAACAGACCCAGAAGCAGCAACAGCAGAAGCAGCAGCAGCAGCAGCAGCAGAAGCAGCAGAAGCAGCAGCAGCAGCAGCAGCAACGGUCGGGCCUGUUAGACCAACUGGGAGCAGGCGAGGGCAUGGUGGUGCUGCUGGUGGCAGGCACGGCAGCAGGCAGUGCGGACCCUUUCAUCCAGCGCCUGGCAUGCAGCAUAACCGCCAGAGGCCACUUGCCCGUGGUGCUCAACCUGCGGGGGUGCGGUGACAGUCCUGUCACUUCCCCACGCCUAUUUUCAGCAGCUGACAGUGCUGACGUGGCACUGGCAGCCAAUUUCCUCGCGGCAUCCUUCCCCGACUCCCUCCUAGUGGCCGUGGGGGUGGGUCUGGGGGGGCACCUGCUGCUGAGGUACCUGGGGGACGCAAGCAGGGGGACGAGGGGAGAGAAACGGGGGUCAAAGACGAGGACGGGGGACGAAAGGGACGGAAGGAACGGAAGGGACGGAAAGUUGAGGGGGGGGCUGGGUGGUGGUUGUGGAGGGUUUGGAAUGGGUGGGGUAUACAAUCAGAGCGGUAUCCAAGCAGCCAUGGCGGUUGAUGCGCCCAUGUGCCUCUGCCAACAGUACUACAGUGACAGUCGCUGCUCUGACGAGGAGGAAGUUUCCAGGAGGAUGGCACGUGAUAUGGUGGCGCUCCUGCACAGGCAUGAGAUGAUAUUCUCUGGAGUGCGGGGCCCACAUGAGCCCCUCGACCUAUCGGCAGCAGUGGCUGCUUCGUCCCUCGGCCAAUGGGACGACGCCAUGUCACGCCGUGCCUUGGGAUACCCGUCGCUAUAUGCCUUCUAUGACGCAUGUUGUGCGUCUGUUGCAGUUGAAGACAUUGCCGUGCCCACUCUGUGCAUCCAACGAGAGAGUGUUGUCACACCAAGCACUGUGGCUUUUCCUCCCUCCUCCCCUUCGUCGUCCUCCUCCUCCUCUUCAUCCUUCUCUUCAUCCUCCUCGACCUCGCCUUCUUCCUCAGAGCCAUCCAUGUGGCAGCCCUUCCUAACCAACUGCAACCUCUCUCUCUGCGUCCUGUCCAGCAAUAGAGCCCAUUUGGACGCUGCUGCUGCUGCUGCUGCUGCUGCUUCUGCUUCUGCAGCUUCUCCUUCUCCUGCUGCUGCUGCUGAUAGUGCUGGUGCUGGUGAUGCUGGCACCAGAAACUGCUCGUCUGUUGCCCUCUCCUCGUCUCAUCUCUGGAGCCCCUCCUUCGCCAGCCGUGUCAUGCAGACUGUUGAUGAGUGGUUGCCAGCAAUCGAAUCUGCUCUUCUUCAGCAAAGACUGAGAGAUUUGGCUCGUGAAACGGACAAGAGUGUGGUUCGACGUAAAAGAGGCACGGGGAGUCAAGGUCCACUGCGCGGGAGAGACGAGAGGGUUAAAAAAUUACAGUAUGAGAGCGGAGGAGGAGGAGGAGGAGGAGAGCGGAUGAAAGGGCAUGCCACGAGGUCACCUGAUACUCGUGCUCUAAAUGCACCUGAUCCGGCUGCUGCUGCUUCAGCUGAUCAACCUGCCGCUACACCUGCGGAAACUGGUGCUGCUCAAUGCGGCUCAGCAAUUCUCACAGGUGCUUCCUCAGGUGUUCUGUCAGGUGCUGCUGGGGUAGCAUCCGACGGUGGUCCUGUGAGCCCAGAAGGAGUGAUGCAGGGCGCUGCACUGUCAUCUGCAGCAGUGCCUGCUAAAGAUACGACGGCAAUGAGUGCAGCAGGAGCAGAGGAAGCAGCGACAGCAGGUGCUGCAGAGGAGUCACUACCAGCAGUGCAGAGUGGUCCUGUGCACCCAGGGGGAGUGAUGGCAGGUGCUGCACAGUCACCUGCAGCAGCGGCUGCUGAGGCUGCAGCGACAACAGCAGGGGUCAGUGUCACAAGGGGGGACAAAUCAGCAGCACCAGGCGCUGCUGCUGCGGAUUCACCACCAGCAGUGCACAGUGGUCUUGUGGGUUCACUACCAGGGGGAGUGAUGCAGGGUGCUGCCCAGGUGCCUGCAGCAGCGCCUGCAGGUGUUUCGGCAACAGCUGCAGCCACAGCAGAGGCAGCAGAGGCAGCAGAGGCAGCAGAGGCAGCAGAGGUAGCAGCUGCAAAUCCAGGGGUUGUGGCAGAACCAGCAGCAGUGGAAGGAGCAGCAGCAGUAGCAGCGGAGCUGGCAACAGCAGCAGCAGCAGCAACAGCGGAAACAGCCGCAGCAGCAGAGACACCAGCAGCAGCAGCACCCCCCUCACCGUCAGUGUCCCAGUGGGCGGAGGCUGCCCUCAACCUCGUCGAUGCUGCCAUGCCCGGCGCUGUGAGCGCAGGGGAGAGGGAGCAGCUCCUGUCAGCCAUACAGAGAGGACAGAGCAUAGCAGACGCGGUGCAGCAGGUACUACCACCCGAGCUCCAGUCAUCAGUCACCAGCACACUCAAGCAGUGUGUGGAGGCGGCCCAGACCUCAGCAGCAGUGGGCAGCACUCUGAAGCAGGCGGUUUCUCUUCUGCCCAAGGCACGCCCCCUCACAUGGGCUGGGCAGAGAACGGCUGGAAGUGCGGAGCAGGACAGGGAAGGGGAACAGGGUAGGAGCGAAGAAGGGAGAGGGGUGCAGGAGAGUGGGAUAGAUGAGAGGGAGGCAGAGUCGGAAGGCACCGGAGUGAAAGAGCGGAUCGAAUCUGCUUCAGAGUCGACUCAAAAGCGGAUCGAAGCGGAUGGAAUUGUGGGUGUGAAUAGCCACUCAAAUGACAGCUCGAGCGGGAUUGGGAAGUCGCGCAUGCCUGUGAGCAGCAGCAGUGAGGAGCAGAAAUCCGGGGGUGGGGCGGGCAUGAGAGACACGCUUUUGGAUGAGCUGUGGGGGGAGCUCAUCCCGCAGCAGCAAGAGCAGCAGCAGCAGGAGCAGGAGCAGAAGCAGCAGUUUCAGCAGCAGCAACAACAGCAGGAGAGGCAGCAGCAGCAGCAGCAGCAGCAGGUGCUUGAUGACUUGUGGAGCGAAACGCCAGAGUAUGACAAAGCAGGAGGGGACUCCGCUACCUCGCCUAAUUCGAGUAGCAUUUACAGUGGAAGCAGCAGCAGCAGCGGCAGAACGAGCAACAGUAUUCCUCCAUCCACCUCACCACCUGCAGACACGUCCUCCCCAUCCUCUCCCCUCCUCUCUCCCACCCCUCCUACCCCCCUCCCUUCAGCCAUCUCUCCUCCAGCCUCCCCUGCUGCUGCCGCACCAUUCCCUGCCAAUUCCACCCUGCCCACCUCCUUCCCCCCGUCUCCCGCUUGUCCUCCCCUCAUCCCCCCGGUCUACAGUCCCCAGCCCCCAAGUCCCGCACCUUCUGCUCCCCUCAACCCAAGCCCCUCCCCCGCGGCUCCCUCCCCCAAUACUGCUCUUCCCAGCCCCUCUCCUCCCACUCCCCCUUCCCCCACUCCCCCUUCCCCCACUUCCCCUCCCCCCACUUCCCCGCCUCCUGACCCUCCUUCAGCUGGCCCUCCCCCACCUGUUGCGUCCCCCAACUCCCCUCCCCCACCCCUUCCCUCCCCCAGCCUUCCCCCAGACGCCCCUCCCCCCGCUCCUGAUGCGCCUUCCUCCCUUCCCCCUUCUUCCAAUACCUCCCCUUCACCUUCUGCUUCCGCUCCCCCCCCCACGCAAUCCCCAACUCCCUCUCCCCUUCCACCCCCGCCUGCUCCCUCCCCCUCCGCUCCUUCCCCGCCCUCCCCUCCCUCCCCUCCCUCCCUCCCCUCCCCUCCCUCCCCUCCUUCCGCUCCCUCCCCUCCGUCCCCUCCUGCUGCCCCGCCUUUAUCCUUGGGCGGGUUGAAUCUGUCUGUAGCGGUGCAGGCGUUAUCUGGGGUAGAUGACAGCUCGCAGGUAGCUGUCGCGAGUGUGUUUGACGCUGUGGGUGGUAUUUUGGCAGAGCUAAAGCAGGAGAAGGAGAAGAGGGAGGAGGAGGAGAAGAGAGAGGAGGAGAAGGGAGAUGAGGAGAAGAGGGAGGAGAAGAGAGAUGAGGAUAAGAGAGAAGGGGAGAGGAGAGAAGGGGAGAAGAGAGAAGAGGAGGAGAGAGAAGGGGAGGAGGAUAUGAGAAGAGUACGGAAAGCAAGGGAUGAGGAGAGGGAGGUAUGGAGGGAGGAAGAGGGAAGGGGAAAAGACCAGGAUAUCUCGCAGCACAAGGCAAAGAGGAAGGCUCAGGGUAGUGGUAGGGGCAAAACAGGGCAGGUGGACGCAAAAGGUGAGGGGGAGGGGAAGGGGUUGGCGGGUGAGACGCCCGGUUCAGCCUCCUCUUCUGUGGAUAAGAUGGUCGGCUCUGCUACAGCCAUGGCUGCUACAGCCUUGGCAAUCAAUGCUACAGUCGGGGCUGGUGAGACGGCAGCAGAAGUUGCUUCAGGGACGUCUCAAAAGCAGCACAGUAGGGCGGUGGGGGUGGCAGAGGGGCAAAGCGCGGAGCCUGAAGAAAAUGGGGCUGCAGCACGCGGAGGCAGUGCAACAGGGGCAGCAGCAGUGGCGGAACAGCAAGCACAUGACGGUUCACAGCGACUUGAUGGGGGAGGCGGGACUGGGGGAGGAGGAGAGGGUUUUGGAGAGGGCGGAGCAGAAGGUGCGGGGGAGGGGUUGUUGGAGAUAGCUGAGAAGGCAAUCGAGGUGGCGUCUCCUGUGAUUCCAAGGAAACAAGACGGGCAGGUCGACUUGAAAAGGUUAUCUGAGAUGAUUCAGCAGUGGGGUGCCCACGGCCGCAUGCUCAGAGUGCUUGGCAAGGCGGCCCUCUUUGCCGAGGGCCUCUACGGCGCCGUGGGGCUGUGCGAGCAGCUGAUAUCCCUCACGGACAUCCACAAGCGGUCGCUUACAACUAGGCUCCUCUUGGCGCUCCUCCUCCUCGUCCUCCUCUGGUCUCCGAUCCUCAUCCCCUUCAUCCCCUCCCUCAUCACCACACUCACCUCCCCCUCGGCCAAUCCCGUGGCGCCACCUGUCGUCACCACAGCUCUGCUCGCCGUGGGUCUGUACAUCGCCCUGCUCCUCCUAGUGCGCAUCUGGGGCAGGAGAGUCAGGAGAUACGAGCAUCCCAUUAAGGAAUACGGGCUCAGGCUGUUUGAGUCAACCCAGGAGCUCUCGUGGCUGGCCCAGGGUCUGCUCCUGGGCUCGUCCCUCCUGCUGCUGCUACACGUUAUUCAGCUCCGCCUCAACCUCACCUCCCUUAACCUCCCUCCCUUCCACCUUCCACCCUUCCUCCUCCCUCCCACCCUCCGAUUUCCCGAUCUCACUCUCAUCCGUUCAACCCUCUCCUCCGUCUUCCACUCAAUCCUGCACCGUCUGCAUCAAGCCACUUCCUCCCUACCGCAUUGGUCACCCGUACACUUCCCUCCUACCUCCUCCCUGCCGUCUCUCCAACCCCUCCAAACCCCAAUCCUAGCUUCUGCUGCUGCGGCUGCCACCCCUACCGCUAUCACACCCACCCGCCCACUCUCCUUUCUCGCCUUGCUCCUCCCCUCCCUCCUCUCCGCCCUCCUCUCUCUCCUUGUCUCCACCUCUCGCAUCCUGCGCCUUGUAACGGGGUCGCUACUAAUGGGUACGGCUGUAGCAGUGGUGGAAGAGCUUGUCUUCCGAGGCUGGCUGUUUGAAGAGGUUCGGUGGGACCGAGGCCUGGCGUUUGCUUCGGGAGUCACUGCACUACUGUUUGCCAUAGUGCACUGGUCAAUCCCAGCCAUGCCGGGUCUCAUCCUCCUCUCCCUCGCGCUCUCCUUCCUCCGCCUCCGCUGCAGCAGCAGCCUCUCCCUCCCCAUCGGUCUCCACACCAGCCUGAUCGCCGCAAAUCAAAUCAUAUCUUUCUCGGGGAUCGUAUCCUACCGCCCGGGAGCCCCCGUGUGGCUCACAGGCGCGCAUAAGGCCAACCCCCUGGCGGGGUUGAUAGCGCAGGGUCUGCUGCUGGUGAUGGUGGUGGCACUGUGCCCUUGGGGGGAAUUAGUGCGAGAAAGGAAGGGGAGACUCGCUAAAGAUAGCGAUAUUGAUAGUGACGGUGAUAGUGACAGUAGUGAAUGCGAGUCUGAGGAUGAGUAUGUGGAUCCAUCAUCUGAUGGAAGGAAACAGUAACCAAUAUAGGCACAUGUUGCUUGCUGUAUAAACCAUGUGCUUGUGGUACUGUACAUGUUUUGCUGCUGAGGAAUCAUGGUGUAUUAG